GCGAAGCUUCCUGCCAGAUAGUGCUCCCUAACAACAGACAAAGCUUGACACUGUGGAUUCAGCUAAAGGCGCUUAAAUAAAAAGCGUUUCUCAUUCACUCCUUCAAUGGGUCCGGACAGGCUUUCCAGGUACAGAGAGUAGGCGGAGCGUGCAGACAUGUCGGGUCGCUCUGCUGCAGAGAUGGAUGACUCGCAGGAGCUGCCUGAGCUGCCGGCAAAGAAGGCCAAGCUUGAGAUAGAUGGCGGGCUGGAGAAAGAGCCAAGUAAUCUUGGAGACGAUGGGAGUCCAGCUGCUGUUUUAGGUCCAUCAGAGCAGGAAAACUCUUAUUCUGCCCUGUCCACUGCUCAACUUGAUCCAGGUGAUCAGGAGCAGUCGGACAUAGGCAGAGGGGCAGUAUCUCAAGCAUGCAGUGACUCGAUGAACUCGUAUGCACAUUCUGCUACAGAUACAACAGCCACAACUGAGUACACCCAUCAGGUUUAUCAAGGAAGCAACCCAGCAGUGACGUCGUACACCAGCCAGGUGGCCUUUCCUCCUCUGGCCCAGUCCACUGUGUACUCCACUUUCCCCCAGACAGGCCAGACCUACGGCCUCCCGCCCUUCGGUGCUAUGUGGCCAGGCAUAAAAACAGAGACAGGGCUGCCUGAGGCACCCUCUGGUGGCCAGCCUGGGUUUCUCAGCUUCAGCACCACAUAUACCUCAACCCAGCCAGGCCAGCUGCACUACUCAUACCCCAGCCAAGACUCAAGCUUCACAACAUCCAGUGUGUACUCCAACAUCCCGUCAGCUACAGCCACCUCGACAGCCUCCACCACAGUUACCCACCAGGAAUUUAGUAGCUACAACUCUCUUGGCCAGAGUCAGUUCUCUCAGUACUACACUCUGCCUCCCAACUAUGUGCCCGCUGGGCUGCCCAGCAGCGAUGAACAGGGUGCCGGUGCCGGUGUGGCCGGAUAUUCAGCUGUGAAGUCGGAGGAGGCAGCCUCAGCUGGACUUCCUCCCAGAGAUGCGUCCCCACCAGAGAACCUCCCAGCAGGAGCAGCUCUGCCCACCAGUGUCGCUCUCCCUGCUGGAGCCAGAGAUCAGGACGAGGUUGGACGCAGGAACUCAGUCGGUAAAGCCAAAGGGAAGGGCAAGAAGUCUGAUAGCUCCCCGCCUGCUGACAGUGAUCUAGAGCGCAUUUUUCUGUGGGAUCUGGACGAGACCAUUAUCAUCUUCCACUCACUGCUCACUGGCUCCUACGCACAGAAGUUUGGCAAGGACCCAGCCACGGUGCUGAACUUGGGCUUACAGAUGGAGGAGCUGAUCUUUGAGCUGGCAGACACUCAUCUUUUCUUCAAUGACCUGGAGGAAUGUGAUCAGGUUCAUGUAGAGGAUGUGGCCUCUGAUGACAACGGACAGGACCUGAGCAACUACAAUUUCUUGGGGGAUGGCUUUAAUGGACCCAGUGGUGGAGGGGCAUCAGGAGCCACCACAGGAGUCCAGGGAGGGGUGGAGUGGAUGCGCAAACUAGCCUUUCGAUACCGCCGGCUAAAAGAGAUCUACAACAGCUACAAAGGAAAUGUUGGAGGCCUGUUAAAUCCUAUGAAGAGGGAGCUGCUUGUGCGACUUCAGUCUGAAAUCGAGAAUGUUACAGACGCCUGGCUCAGCACAGCGCUGAAGUCUCUGCUGCUUAUCCAGUCCAGGGGAAAGUGUAUGAACGUGCUGGUCACCACCACUCAGCUUGUUCCAGCUCUGGCGAAGGUGCUUCUCUACGGCCUGGGAGACGUCUUCCCCAUCGAGAACAUCUACAGUGCAACGAAAAUAGGAAAAGAAAGUUGCUUUGAGAGGAUCAUCUCUCGCUUUGGGAAGAAAGUUACUUAUGUGGUGAUCGGUGACGGUCGAGAUGAGGAGUUUGCAGCAAAACAGCACAAUAUGCCUUUCUGGCGUAUCUCCACUCACGGCGACCUCGUGUCCCUGCACCAAGCGCUGGAACUGGACUUCUUGUAAAGGAGAGGUGGCGUUGAAUGUCGCACAAUAAAGGGAAAAUGUAAUUGUCGUCCUGUUGGCUCGUGGAGUGACAGUGCACGAGAAAAACCCUCCACAACCCCAACAAUACACACUCGCAUAUUAGGAACACCUUUCUGCUCUCACUGACGACUAAAGACUCACUGUGUGAUGGCAAAUGUACUGAGGCGGACUUUGGGUCGGAGCUGACUGUGAGAAACAGACUGGAUGCAGCAGGCGGCUGAAUUAAGGUUCCUCGCACCCAGCACUCCCUCCUCUACGGCAGCUAACCUCACCACAGCUGAAACUGGCACUGAUUUGGACACAGAAGGGAAGACAUACGUGUUUUUUGUUUUUUGUCUUUUUUCACCUCCUUGCUCUUUGGCCUUGAUCUCAUUUGCUUUCAAGUAUCAAAAUCUCCUGUGGUGAGUUCUGUCCUUCUAUUUUCAUACUUCCCUCUGGGAAUAAACAACCAAAGGGCCAUUGUUCUUUAUUACUGGCAUUCACUCCUGGGGUUGUUGUAGCUUUUUAUUUGUACUCUGUAUAAGUGAAAGAAUAAUAUCAAAGCAAAUUUGUUUAAAAAUGGGUGAAAAAAAACUAUUUCUGGGUUGUUUUGUGCUCAGUCAAAGACUUGAAAACAUCAUUUUGAUGUCUCGUUUGCAAAGUACCUUGUUUCUCACAGUCAUCAAGUAUCAAAUAAUCCCAUUUCAGUUUUUGAUUUACCUCCUGUGUAGCCAGUCCUCUAUGAAACGUAAGGCACCGGAUGGGUUUAAAAAAAAAAAGAAACAGGUUGGGUAACUUGAUCAUGACCUCCCUUCCUCUCCUGACCAAACCACACCAUCAGUCAGCUGCCCUGACCUCUUCACUGUGUUUCAGCAGCCAGUGAGUGUAUGUGUAUGUGUGUGUGGGGGGGGGGUCCUUUUUACAUACACUGUGUGUGAUCUGUGGUCAGUGAGCAUGUGCUCAGCAUCGCAGUCUCCUGUAGGACCUGUGCUACAGAGUAAAACUGAACUUGCCUUCCUUUAACACACCGUGAUGCUGAAGGUCGUAAGCUGGGCGGGUUGCACUGAACAUGAACUGUUUCAGCAAUGACUUGGAAGUUUGCCUGGACAGUUGCAUUUCAGUUUGACUGUUAGGAAAGAAAAACUUUUCUGCCCCCCAAUAUUCGUAGUAUUAUUUGUAAAUGUACACAAUGCACAGGUUCUUGAGCUGUGUCCCAAAUCAUGCUAGUUGUCAUAGUGUACCGUUGUGGCGUAUAUUUGUUUUCUAGAUUUGGGACACGCUGCUCACAAAUCUGUUUAAAUUUGUUUCCUCCUUCCUCCUGUUUAGGCCACAAAUGAUUACAAAAAAAAAAAAAAAAAAGAGCCAUUGAUUGCCUGACACAAAGCUGAAAACAAUCUCAGCUCGUGACGUUUCGGAGAUACGUGGUUUUCACAGGACAAUAAUCAGUAAUAUUUCUAUGUUGACCCCGCCUGUCCUAAGUGUCCUUGAAAUGCCACGAGGAGACUUCCAUACAAAAAAGGUUUGAAAAAGGUUUGAAAAGUGUUUAAAGUGGCACAAUAUGUAUUUAAAACAAUGGCUUUUGUUGGAGAUCAGUUAGUUUACAUUGUUUCAUGGUGUGAUUAAGGACAACGUGACCCUGCAAACAGUCACCACGACACAUGUCUGAAUGUUCAGUGUUUUAAAGUCAAGGCAGGAGAAUGUGAGCACCGAUGGACAGAUUGCUGAACUGACAACAUUUGUUGUUGGAAAGUUACAGAGCUCAGUUAAAAUCAGGGAUGUCCUGACCAUGUUUUCAUGUAUAAUAGUUUGGUAGUUGUAGAAUUACAUUUCUUUACUCUUUUAUGUGGCUACAGAAUCAGAACUGCUUUGUUGAUCAUUAACCAAAAAGGUUGUUGCAGACUCUUGUUUCCAAAGGCAUUACUCAACAUGUUUUCUUGUUUGUUUUUUGACUAGACCUUUAUUUAGCUGUUUCUUUUGUUAGUUACUUAAAACUAUGGCUGCAACUAAAUAUUAUUAUUUAUAUGAUGAGUUAAUCUGCGUAUUAUUUUCUCGCUUAUUUGUUUAAUUUGACUCAUUUUGUUUGGAGCUACAACAAUUAGUCAAUUGGGAAAAAAAUAGCAGCUAUUUUGAUUAUCAGUACAUUGCUUGUCUUUUUUUUCCCCAAGUAUAAAUUUGCUGUUUUCAGUUUCUCAAAUGAAAUGAUUUGCUGAUUUUCUUUGUCUUGUAUGAUAGAGAACUGAAUAUUUUGGGGGUUUAAACUGUUGGUUGGUCAAAACAAGCAUUUUGAAAAUGCCCCUUUGGGGUCUUGGAAAUUGUUAGGGACCAAAAGAAUUUAUUAAUUAGUUGAGAAAAUACUUGGCAGAUUAAUUGUAGUUGAUUUUGUUCGAAAAUAGUCAAAAAUGCAGAUAUUCAGUUUAUUGUCGUAGAGGAUGAAAGAAAAACAGCAAAUAUUGGAAGAAUGUGACUUUUAGUUUAAAAUGAUUAUUUGAUUAUCAGAAUAGUUGCAGACUAAUAGAUGAAUCAACUAAUCAUUUUAGCUCUAGUUUAAACUUUAAAACUACCUUUACAUCUCUGAAUUUUCAUCACGCAACCGCUCAAUGACCCACAACCUUGUUAAGUCAUAUUGGAGGGGGGGAGAAAAAAAACAAACACAAAGGAUGUUGAUGACUGUGCAAUACACUUCUACUUCACUCAUUAACUGUAUUUCAAGGGGAUUUUUCUUUUGCUUGUUGUGGACAGCGAGGGAAGCAGGAGGAGCCGACUUUCUAGGGUCUGAGUGAGAUUACGACUGAACAAUACUGAGCCUGAAGAUUUAUUUACACACUUGCAGCUUGACCGUUAAGAAUGUGUAUUUCUGUGUAAUUUGUUUGUGUCUCGUGUGACUGUGCAUAUUUAUAUUGUGCCUUUAACCAUAACCUGUAUGCAUAAUCUCAAAGGGAAGUAUGUAAGAUUUUGUGUUUGAUACAUUUACUGCAUUCUUAUAUUAUCCAAAGUGUUAUCUUACUUUUUUUAACCCAAUACUUUUUUUAAGUGCUUUUUUUUUUUUGACUGUCCUGUCUGCACUGUAUUUGAAAGGUCUCCCAGAAAACUAUACAUCUUUUCUGAGGGCGGUUGGGGGUGAUGUUGAUUGCUCAGUGUUUAAAGAAAACAAUUUUAGUGAAGGGCUUAAGAUAAAGUUCUCUAAAUGUUUUUCAAGAACAGAUAUCUCAAUUUGGAGUGAUAACACAUUCACGUUUUUCAUAAUUUUACUAAAUUUUAAGUAUAAUCAGUUUUACUUCUCAUUUCAGUCACAUCCACUUUAAAUUAAAUGUUUGCUUCCUUUUGAAAAGGAGUUUGCCUUUAUUUUGUUGCUGUGAAACACUGCAUCGCUUAGAGACAAUCAGUUUGUAAUCUGUGGUAUUUCAAAUGCAGGUAAGAUUACUAAAGUGAAAGAGAGGCUUGUUUUAAAGGGCGUGCUUUUGAUUGUUAAGUGUCGUACUACCUAGGCAAGUUCAAGGGAAGUGGGUUUAUCAGGCCGUGACAGACUUUUGAGAAAACUGAGAGACCAUAUGCAAUCGUUUCUGUUUCCUUACUUUGUCUGCAUGUUGUCUGUUUCUGACGCUUACCAUGGCUUUCAAAAAACAACAUUUGAGUGGCUAUAACCUUAGAUGUGUCCUAUUUUUCUUUCCAAUGCCAAAUACUGUUAUUAUUUUUGAAAUGCUAUCUCUGUUUUUGUUUUUCUGUUAUUGUUGUUAUAGAUUUUUUUUUUUUGAUUAUUCAUCUCAUUUUCAAGGACUUGUGAGGCUAUGUGGGGUCAUGUAGAGAGCCUGAAUGUGAUCCUGUAAACUGAACUUUAUCAUAAUCAAUGCUAAUUUAAUUACAGUAAUCACUAUUUUCCCCCUCAGUAGCUGUUUGGGACCUUGGCACAGUCCUGUAAGGUUUUCCUGUGUACCUAAGACACUCAGUACAGUGUAAAUAAAUUUUAAAAAGUU
Toxotes jaculatrix (banded archerfish) is the source of this 5960-nucleotide messenger RNA. RefSeq names its product EYA transcriptional coactivator and phosphatase 3 (gene eya3). Gene Ontology annotation, biological process: multicellular organism development; cell differentiation; positive regulation of DNA repair. Lineage: Eukaryota; Metazoa; Chordata; Actinopteri; Toxotidae. Gene Ontology annotation, cellular component: nucleus. The record is from RefSeq and is a predicted model, not a curated record. Gene Ontology annotation, molecular function: protein tyrosine phosphatase activity. Bases 157 to 1989 code for a protein of 610 amino acids. The transcript is spliced from 19 exons.